AGAGAGAGAGAGAGAGAGAGAGAGAGAGAGAGAGAGAGAGAGAGAGACACACAUUCACGCCUUCGCCAUCUAAGUCGCCGUGGAUGCCGAGCAAUUGAUACACCCCCCCAAAAUAGAGAAAAGAAAAAAAGGCACAACGGCCGAUUGGGAGGAGGGAGGUAACACUUAUGCGCUCGCUUCAUGACCUUGCAUUGAAUGUCAUCAUAGACGGAUAAAAACAUCACGCAAAGGUAAUAGGGCAUCCUAACCGGUGGAGAGUGCGGGAUAGAAUUACAUUUUUCUUUUGAAUCAUUCGUGUUGUCCCCAACCGUUGUAAGGACUGUUCAUUUGAUUUUGAAGCCGGAAAUAGCUGAACGGAUGCGCUUAAGAGAAGCGUUCAUCCUUGCUAGGUAUUGGAGCAUUUGGCGCUGCGGUCUCAUCUACCACUGCCAGCGCUGUAGCAAUCAAAAGGGGAAGAGGUUUGACUACAACAGUCGUACGAAAAAAAAUCAGCAGACAUGGAGAUUGUCACUCAUCUAAUUCACGAGACGGUAGGAUUCUACAAAUGGACCUUAACGAUUGCAGACAAGCGCGUGGAGAAAUGGCCCCUGAUGGACAACCCGCUGCCCACUCUAGCCAUCAGUGCAUCCUACCUGCUCUUUCUCUGGCUGGGGCCCAAAUACAUGAAGAACAGGGAGCCCUUCCAGCUUCGCAAAACACUCAUUGUCUACAACUUCAGUAUGGUCUUCCUCAACUUCUUCAUCUUCAAAGAGCUGUUCAUGGCAGCCAGGGCAGCCAGCUACAGCUACAUCUGUCAACGAGUGGACUACUCCGAGGACCCCAAUGAAGUCAGGGUGGCAGGGGCCUUGUGGUGGUAUUUCGUCUCCAAAGGCGUCGAGUACCUGGACACGGUCUUUUUCAUCCUGAGGAAAAAGUUCCGGCAGGUCACCUUUCUGCACGUCUACCACCACUGCACCAUGUUCACGCUCUGGUGGAUCGGCAUCAAAUGGGUGGCUGGAGGACAGUCCUUUUUUGGCGCACACAUGAACGCGGCAAUCCAUGUGUUGAUGUACCUCUACUAUGGGCUGGCUUCCUGCGGUCCGAAGAUUCAAAAGUACCUGUGGUGGAAAAAGUACCUGACCAUCGUCCAGAUGAUUCAGUUCCACGUCACCAUCGGCCACACGGCUUUGUCGCUCUACGUCAACUGCGACUUCCCCCACUGGAUGCACUACUCCCUCAUCUGCUACGCCAUCACCUUCAUCGUCCUCUUCGGCAACUUCUACUACCAGACCUACCGCCGCCAGCAGCCCAGGCGCGCCGACGCCUCCUCCAAGGCAGGCAGGGCCGUCUCAAACGGGGCCCUCAAUGGACUCAGCAAUGGUGCGGCGGCGGCGGCGGCGAGCAAAGAUGACAAGCCGCAGGAAAACACCAGCAGGAGAAAGAGGAAAGGAAGAGCAAAAAGAGAUUAGAGGACGCUGAGGUAAGCUCCAUCUGCAGAAGACCUUCUUGGAUGGAUGAGCUCAAUGUAUUCAUAUCAAGACGCCAUGAAACUAGCUUGUGGUGAGCCAAUGUUGUUUAGCCAGGAACAGAUGCAAAGGUCAAAUAGGGCAAAAUACACUCGCGUCAGAUCCAAGUGUUUCUGCGGCAUGGGUCGGAUGGGGAAUCCCUCCCUCCCUUUGUUUGUUUGUUUUUUAAACAUAAUUGUACACCGUUUCUUCCCCCUCACAUGUAUAAAGCAACUGUCACGCUAACGUGGCACAAGUCUUCAUCUCGUCCAUCAUUUGAAAAGAUGUCUUCAUCCAAUCAAAGGACAGACAGCAUGUCAAGACCAAGUGGUGCGUUCUUGAGCUUUUGGAUUCUUUUGAGCUUGGAUGUGAUUCUUCCGCUACUUACGGAGGGGGUCGUGCACUUCAGAGCUCAACGUGAUAUCAAAGUGUAAAAUAUGAUACUAUUUCUGUAUGCAUUGUACGAUUUCUAUGUCCCUACUUGUGUGUAAUGUGAUGACGUGGACCUGAUUUUAGGAUGUUUGAUUCUAUUUAUGGCAUUAUUUGAUCGCUUGUCUCGUAGACAGUUGUACACAAAAGGGUCCGGUUGUUGUUUCAAGAAUCAAUAUCUUCCUUUGUUUUGAUCAAAUACUUUGAAAGGGUUUACUUUGAUAUUCUUAGUCCAUGUCUUCAGCUGGCUUGAAUGUAAACAACCAUCAAGUGAAAAUAAAAGACAAUUAUCCUAUCCUUCAUUUCUAUAAAAAGCAGGAUGGGGCAACUUCUAUACUGAUUCUGUGUAUGAAUCACUCACGGAGAAUGACUGCUCUGUUUAUUUAUUUUCCAAUUUUCAUUUUAUUUUCUCUGGUCAUGUGCAGACAUUUUUACGAUUCUUCUUCUUAUUAUGAUGAUGUCAAUGAGAAUGCGCGUGUGUUUGUGUUGUAUAUAUGACACUGCGAUUUUUUGUACUCUGCGCCCUGCUUGUUUGUUGGCCACCUUACUUUUGUGUUGUUGUUCUGCUUUUUUCAAGUACAAUAUUGAUUGAAACAGAAAGCCCAUAUAUGGAUAUUAAAAAACAACCUUGGAUUCCGA
Syngnathus acus (greater pipefish) is the source of this 2552-nucleotide messenger RNA. RefSeq names its product ELOVL fatty acid elongase 4a (gene elovl4a). Gene Ontology annotation, molecular function: fatty acid elongase activity. The record is from RefSeq and is a predicted model, not a curated record. Bases 498 to 1448 code for a protein of 316 amino acids. Gene Ontology annotation, biological process: fatty acid elongation, saturated fatty acid; very long-chain fatty acid biosynthetic process; sphingolipid biosynthetic process. Gene Ontology annotation, cellular component: endoplasmic reticulum; endoplasmic reticulum membrane. NCBI's taxonomy places the organism in Eukaryota, Metazoa, Chordata, Actinopteri, Syngnathiformes, Syngnathidae. The transcript is spliced from 8 exons.